This is a messenger RNA of Gadus chalcogrammus (walleye pollock), 2027 nucleotides long. RefSeq names its product kinase suppressor of ras 1a (gene ksr1a). Bases 357 to 2027 code for a protein of 556 amino acids. Gene Ontology annotation, molecular function: protein kinase activity; ATP binding. Gene Ontology annotation, biological process: protein phosphorylation. The transcript is spliced from 14 exons. The record is from RefSeq and is a predicted model, not a curated record. Lineage: Eukaryota; Metazoa; Chordata; Actinopteri; Gadiformes; Gadidae.
UUUCUCUCCCGCUAGAUAGCUCCGGACAUCGUGGAUCCCCACAAACCAUGAGGAGAGACAUCGGCCUCGCAGUCACACACAGGUGGGUUAGCCUAGCCUAGCUUAGAUUAGCCUAGCCUACCCGAGGAGAGACAUCGGCCUCGCAGUCACACACAGGUGGGUUAGCCUAGCCUAGCUUAGAUUAGCCUAGCCUACCCGAGGAGAGACAUCGGCCUCGCAGUCACACACAGGUGGGUUAGCCUAGCCUAGCUUAGAUUAGCCUAGCCUACCCGAGGAGAGACAUCGGCCUCGCAGUCACACACAGGUUCUCCACCAAGUCCUGGCUGUCCCAGACGUGUCAGGUGUGUCAGAAGAACAUGAUGUUUGGGGUCAAGUGUAAGCACUGUCGGUUAAAGUGUCACAACAAGUGCACAAAGGAGGCUCCCUCGUGUCGGAUCACCUUCCUGCCCAUCGCCAAGAUCCGCAGAACCGAGUCGGUGCCGUCCGACAUCAACAACCCGGUGGACCGGCCCGCCGAAGCACCCCAGUUCGGGACGCUGCCCAAGGCCUUGACCAAGAAGGACCACCCCCCUGUGCUGAACCAGCUGGACUCGAGCAGCAACCCCUCCUCCACCACCUCCUCCACCCCCUCCUCCCCUGCCCCCUUCCAGCAGAGCAACCCCCCCAGCGCCACGCCCCCGCCAAACCCCUCCCCGAAGGGCCCUCGCGACGGACGCUUCCACUUCCCAGAUGUGUCCAGUCCAGUCAGUUUACACUCCGAGCUCGCUGCCGACGCUGUCGAGGCGGAGACGGGCGCGGAUGACGUCCAUAACCAGCUGGUGGAGGACGACGACGAGGAGGAAGCAGAGGAGGACGCCCGGUUAGAAGAGCACGCUGUAGACCACCAGCAGCACCCCGACGAACGGGACGAGGACGAAGAGGAGGAGGAGGAGGAGGAGGAGGACCGGCGUGGUCACCACGGCGACCACGAGGACGACGAGGAGGGGGAGGAGUACGGGGAGGACGGGCGCCACAACGGGGUGUCGGACGGCGAGUGCGAGGGCGACGAGCUGGACGACCUGCCCAACUCCUGCGGGAACCCGUGGCGAGGGCCCAUCUCCCGCAAGGCCAGCCAGACCAGCGUGUACCUGCAGGAGUGGGACAUCCCCUACGAGCAGCUGGACCUGGGGGAGCUCAUCGGGAAGGGCCGCUGGGGGAAGGUCCACAAGGGGCGCUGGCACGGCGAGGUGGCCAUCCGCCUGCUGGAGAUGGACGGGAACAACCAGGACCACCUGAAGCUCUUCAAGAAGGAGGUGAUGAACUACCGGCAGACGCGCCACGAGAACGUGGUGCUCUUCAUGGGCGCCUGCAUGGCCCCGCCCCACCUGGCCAUCAUCACCAGCUUCUGCAAAGGCAGGACGUUGUACUCUGUGGUGCGGGACUCCAAGAACCCCCUGGACAUCAACAAGACCCGGCAGAUCGCCCAGGAGAUCGUCAAGGGAAUGGGCUACCUCCACGCCAAAGGCAUCGUCCACAAAGACCUCAAGUCCAAGAACGUGUUCCACGACAUCAACAAGGUUGUGAUCACGGACUUCGGCCUGUUCGGGAUCUCUGGUGUGGUCCAGGAGGGAAGGCGUGAGAACAAGCUGAAGCUGCCCCACGGCUGGAUCUGCUACCUGGCGCCCGAGAUCGUGCGGAGGAUGAGCCCCGGGAACAACGAGGACCGCCUGCCCUUCUCCGCCGCCGCCGACGUCUAUGCCUUCGGCACCAUUUGGUACGAGCUGCAGGCCCGGGACUGGCCAAUCACCAACCAGCCGGUGGAGGCCAUCAUCUGGCAGGUUGGCAGCGGGCAGGGCAUCAAGAAGGUUCUGGCGGAGGUCAGCCUGGGCAAGGAGGUCACGGAGAUCCUGUCGGCCUGCUGGGCGUACGACCCGAGGGAGAGGCCCACCUUCACCCAGCUGGCCGAGAUGCUGGAGAAACUCCCUAAGCUCAACCGCAGGCUCUCACACCCCGGACACUUCUGGAAGUCUGCAGAGUACGGAUCCUAG